This is a messenger RNA of Misgurnus anguillicaudatus (oriental weatherfish), 2002 nucleotides long. The record is from RefSeq and is a predicted model, not a curated record. Lineage: Eukaryota; Metazoa; Chordata; Actinopteri; Cypriniformes; Cobitidae.
GAGAUGUAAUAGAGGGCCACAUGAUCCAUUGUGUAACAUCAAUAGAUCGAGUGUUUGCACUCAUUUAAGUUUGUUACGGCAGGAAAGAGGGAUGUGAGACACGGGCAAAAUGCUCCUGAGAGAGAAAAGAGGAAGCUGGGAGUUUCAACCUGAGGAGAGCAGAGAUCAUCGCUCUGAGGAGUUUUCAGCCAGCUUGGCCCAAACAAAGCCCAAUGGGCAGAAAGAGGACUGUUUUAUGUCGUUCUGAAGAUAUGAUGGGAGACAGCUGGAGGCAACACAGAAAGCAUGUGUUUGUGCUGAGUGAGGCAGGGAAGCCCAUCUACACGCGCUAUGGAAGUGCAGAAGCUCUCUCCUUCACGAUGGGUGUCAUGAUGGCGCUAGUCUCUUUCAUUCAGGCUGGAGGCAACACUAUCCAGUCUAUUUUUUCAGAUGAGCGAACGAUUGUCUUCCUUCAGAAGGGGCCGUUGGUGUUGGUGUCCGUGUCUAACAGUCGUCAAUCCGAACAGCAGCUCUGUAGCGAGUUGCUCCAUGUUUACCAUCAGAUCGUCAGCAUGCUUACCCAGGCUUGCAUAAACCGCAUCUUUGAACACAGCAAGAACUACGACCUGCUGCGUCUGCUGUUCGGCUCAGAGAAGGUUCUGGACAGUCUUCUCGACGUCAUGGAUUCUGAGCCCAGCUUCAUGCUCUCCGCCGUCCAGUGUCUGCCUCUGGCGUCCUCUUCGAGAGACGUUCUGAGUCGCAUCCUUCAGAAAUCCGGCACCAAGAAACUGGUUUUCUCCAUUCUUAUCACCAAUAACCUGCUUGUCUCUAUCAUUCAGGAGAAAAUGGUUCUGGAGGAUGCUAGGUUAAAACCGACAGACCUCCACCUCCUCUUCAACCUCACCAGGGCUUCCUUUGCUUUCCAGGCCGGAGAGAUAUGGACGCCCGGCUGCCUGCCCUUGUUCGAUCAUGACUGCUCCUUUAAUGCCUAUGUGUCAUAUCUUGACCCUCCUGAAUGUUGCGUCUGUCUCGUACUUUUGUCUACAGAUAAGGAAGCAUUUUAUGCAUUGGCAGAGUGCAAGAAGACAAUUGAGGAGGCUGACGGCCAGAAUGCUUUGCAGUGUGUGGCAAACACUCAGACGUACUGUGUUAACAAUAUCGGUGUGGCUAAUCUAAAACACUUAGAACAAUGUAGUCAACUCCCACAGUUCAUAUGUCCAGAGAUGGAAUACAAAACCCAGGAGGAGAAGACACAUCUACUGGAUCUGUAUCGCAACAUGCACAGAAGGAUCCACAGUGGCUCACGGCCUUUGAAACUAAUUUACCAUUCGACAGACAGAGAAACACUGCUGGCAUGGGUUACUAGUAAGUUUGAGCUGUACGCUUGCUUUUCUCCAUUGGUCACUAAGAAAUCCGCGAUCACUGAAGUCACCAAACUGCUGCGAUGGAUUAGGAAGGAAGAGGACCGUCUCCAUAUCUGCUCCCUGCCAAAAUACUCCAACACGUCUCAAGCAGGCAGAAGUACAACAUAGAGACAGUAGCUGACUGUCUUUUCAUAGCCUCCUGAAAUCAUGAUCACAUAAUAAACAUACUGGACACAAACCAGCUGUUGUUUUACUUCCAUAUUUGAUAGUUUCGUGUUAUACUGUAAGUCAAUAUUUAAAUCCUCUUUGCUUCUGUAAGAGGGAUUAUUGAGCUGACAUGCAAAUAUGGCAUGCGGGUAUUUUUUAUAAUUCAUCUGGCAAUAUCACUUCCUUGUUUGUUGGCUUGUGUCCAUGAUGAUUUUUAGGUAAUUCUGUUCAGGUAUUGUAUAUUUUAAGUACAUCUGAAUACUUUGGCUAUACAAAAUACACUCACCUAAAUGAUUAUGGAACACCUGUUCAAUUUCUCAUUAAUGCAAUUAUCUAAUCAACCAAUCACAUGGCAGUUGCUUCAAUGCAUUUAGGGGUGUGGUCCUGGUCAAGACAAUCUCCUGAACUCCAAACUGAAUGUCAGAAUGGGAAAGAAAGGUGAUUUAAGCAAU